UUCAGUUCAGAAUUGUUCAUAAUGCUCAGACUCUCUCACCUACCAGAUGAAAUGGGCAAGUUUAAGUAUACUUGCUAUUUACUUUUUAUCCUGAGCUUCAUUUCAGUCCUGUUUUAUAUAAACAGACAAGCAGAAGAUGGACAUGAAAGAUAUAUCUAUGCCAAGCCUCAAGAUUCUUCUAAGCCAGAAAUGAAACCACGGCUGGACACUGAAGAAAACGGGAGAUGUGAGGGGAAGAUUCACACAAACCCGAUGCCACCGAAGCUGACGCUCAGACAGUAUGCCAGAAAGAAGCUUGUUUAUGACCUGUGCAGCACAAAAACCAUAUUGGACACCAGAAGCAAAUGGCAGACAUUUGACCAAAUUCCCAAGUUGGAGUUGUACAAUUUGCUUGUAGACGAUCGCCAUGGAAUAAUCUACUGCUAUGUUCCAAAAGUUGCCUGCACUGCAUGGAAACGGAUCAUGAUUGUUCUGAGUGAGAGUCUGAAGGUGCAUGGUGUACCUUACAGGGUCCCUGCAGACGUCCCCAUCGAAGACGUUCAUGGAUCCUCUCUACAGCACCUUAACGAAUACCCGAAGGUAGUGAUGAAACAAAAACUUGAGACAUACAAAAAGUUCAUAUUUGUCAGAGAUCCAUUUGUUAGACUGAUUUCAGCCUACAGAGAUAAGUUAGAAAGCCCAAAUCAGAUAUAUUAUGAAAGAAUAGGGAUGGACAUAUUACGCACAUUUGGAAAUGUCUCUAAUCCACCAGCAUCAGUAGAGAAAGCCCAUGUUGAUGGCAUUGUUCCUUCUUUCUACAAUUUUAUCCAAUAUAUACUGAGCCUUUCAGCAUUCAACGACACAGUAUUUGAUGAACAUUGGCGACAAACAAUUAACUUGUGCCAUCCCUGCCUGAUUAAUUAUGACUUUAUCGGGAAGAUGGAAACCAUCGAGGAAGAUGCUGCUCAACUGCUACGAAUUCUCCAUGUUGAUAACAUUGUCGACUUUAAACCAUGGGUCAAAAGUAAAACAGGCCCACGUGAGAUCAUGACCUGGUUUGCCAACAUCCCCUUGGAGUGGAGGAGGAAACUCUACAAAGUUUAUGAGGAAGACUUCAGACUGUUUGGAUAUGAAAAUCAUGAACACCUAGACGAUCUCAAUCUUGGAAACAUCACCUGAAUUGUUUGUUGUGUUCUGUAGUGUGAUUGGUGUCUUUGUUCAUUUGUAGGGGAAUCUUGUGCUAGGACUUGACGUUGGUAACUUAGUCCCCUUUACUGAUUUGAAUUGCAUUGGUGUUAUGGUGAUGGAAAAUAUUAUUCCUUGUUUUCACAUUACAGUUGAUCUGUUUAAGUUGCAGGACUAAUCUAAGCUUCAGCUUAAUAUGCCAACAGUCCUCAUAGAAAAUUGUUUUUGUUGGAUCAGGUUAAAUUUUACCUGAUGUUUUUUUGUCAUGUGUGUUUGAUUCCUGUCUGUGGAUUUAUGCACCACCAGAAUUUUCAUUAGUAGAACAAGCUCAAUAUUCACUCACCCCGUUAAGGUAAUUGUUUCCAUGCACAUCGGGUGGUAUUAGAGGAUAAUAGCGUAAUGGUGGAUUAAAGGAAAGACGGAAUGUAUACAUGGUGCCAUGCUCUGUCUAGUUUCCUGUUCCUAGUUUCAUGCUCUAGUUAAAAGAGAGUCCAUGCCAUAGUUAGAAGAGUGUCCAUGCCUUAGCUAAACGCGUGUUCAUGUCUUAGCUAAACAAGUUUUCAUGUCUUAGUUAAACGAGUAUUUAUGCCUUAGUUCAACGAGUGUUUCCUGCCUUAAGUGUAAAUAAAGACUUUACUCCUGUGCUUA
Ictalurus punctatus (channel catfish) is the source of this 1812-nucleotide messenger RNA. RefSeq names its product carbohydrate sulfotransferase 12-like. Gene Ontology annotation, molecular function: sulfotransferase activity. Gene Ontology annotation, cellular component: membrane. The record is from RefSeq and is a predicted model, not a curated record. Lineage: Eukaryota; Metazoa; Chordata; Actinopteri; Siluriformes; Ictaluridae. The transcript has a single exon. Gene Ontology annotation, biological process: proteoglycan biosynthetic process; carbohydrate biosynthetic process. The coding region runs from base 22 to 1158 and encodes 378 amino acids.